CAUAUUUGGCGAGUUUAGGAGUCAUCCAGGGGUGGACUGACCAUUUGGAAACUCGGGCACUGCUCGAGGGCCCGGGUCAGUAGGGGGCCCCAUGAAAUGCCCCUGGUCCCUUUUUCAUAGGCUUUUGUGAGUUUGGGAAAGGACACAGGGGCCCCAUGAUCCCCUAUUGCCCGGGGGCCCCAAGAGUUGUCAGUCCACCCCUGGAUACGCCACUGCUCCAGUACAGUAAAGCAAAGGCAUCAUUCUUUACACCCAUAUUUAUUUAUUUC
Messenger RNA from Staurois parvus, 269 nucleotides. The record is from the annotation of a GenBank genome assembly. NCBI's taxonomy places the organism in Eukaryota, Metazoa, Chordata, Amphibia, Anura, Ranidae.